GGCUGGAGUUGUUGAGGAGUUCCGAGGUAGUGCGGCGCUUGGUUAGGGGACUCCCCGAGACCCCUGGUUUGGGGUCACUUGGUCGCCUUCCUCCUGUCUCUGCGCCGGACUCAGUGCGUAUCCUUCCCCGGGGAGGGGUCUCGGUCUGUGAGGUGUUCUCUCUUUAUCCAUACUCAAGUAACACAAAAUGCCAUUCAAUGACGAGAAGCARUGUGUGGGCGAGGACCAUCCAAGUGAUUCAGAUUCUUCACGGUUUUCCGAGAGCAUGGCUUCACUCAGUGACUAUGAGUGCUCCAGACAGAGCUUCACAAGCGAUUCCUCCAGCAAAUCCAGCUCUCCUGUUUCAACAAGCCCUCCCAGAGUUGUGACAUUUGAUGAAGUGAUGACUGCAGCAAGGAACUUAUCCAACAUGACUCUUGCUCAUGAGAUUGCUGUAAACGAGAACUUUGAAUUGAAACAAGAUGCUGUCCCUGAGAACAGCUUGGCUGGUCAAGUGAAGCAUAUUGUUCACCAGGCCUUCUGGGAUGUCUUGGAAUCAGAACUAAAUGCUGACCCCCCUGAAUAUGAACAUGCCAUCAAACUGUUUGAAGAAAUCCGAGAGAUUCUUCUCUCUUUUCUUACUCCUGGUGGGAACCGGCUUCGCAACCAAAUCUGUGAAGUUUUGGAUACAGACCUCAUUAGACAACAGGCCGAGCACAGUGCUGUUGACAUCCCAGGCCUGGCCAACUAUGUCAUCAGUACAAUGGGAAAGCUGUGUGCUCCCGUGCGAGAUGAUGAUAUCAGAGAGUUAAAGGCCACUGGUAACAUUGUGGAGAUGCUGAGACAAAUAUUUCAUGUCCUGGACCUCAUGAAAAUGGACAUGGUCAAUUUUACAAUUAAAAGUAUCAGACCACACCUUCAACGCCAGUUGGUAGAAUACGAAAGAAGCAAGUUUCAAGAAAUUUUAGAAGAAACUCCAAGUGCUCUUGAUCAAACUACAGAAUGGAUAAAAGAAUCUGUAAAUGAAGAAUUACUUUCUCUUUCUGAGUCUGCUUUAACUCCUGGGGCUGAAAAUAUCUCCAAACCAAGCUUGAGUCCUACAGUGGUGCUAAAUAAUAGUUACUUGAAACUGUUAAAGUGGGAUUAUCAGAAAAAAGACUUACCGGAGACACUUGUGACAGAUGGAGCACGACUUCAGGAACUGACAGAAAAGCUGAAUCAAUUGAAAAUUAUUGCCUGCCUGUCCCUAAUUACCAAGAAUAUGGUGGGGGCUGUUACAGAAGGCUUCCCUGAGCUUACAAACAGGUUAAAAAGGAUUUCAGCUGUUCUACUUGAAGGCAUGAACAAACAGACAUUUAACUUGAAGGAAGCCCUGAAUUCCAUCGGUGUUCAGACUUGUGUUGAGGUUAACAAGACCCUGACAGAGAGAGGUUUACCCACUUUAAACGCUGAGGUUCAAGCUAAUCUCAUAGGUCAAUUUUCAAGCAUUCAAGAGGAGGACAAUUCUAUCUGGUCCUUGAUUGAUAAACGAAUCCAACUAUACAUGAAAAGCCUACUUUGUCUUCCAAGCUCUCAAAAAUGCAUGCCUCCUGUGCCAGGAGGCCUUACUAUCAUUCAGCAAGAGCUAGAAGCAUUAGGCUGUCAAUAUGCAAACAUCGUGAAUCUCAACAAACAAGUGUAUGGACCAUUUUAUGCAAAUAUACUUCGGAAGCUGCUCUUUAUUGAGGAAGCUGUGGGGAAGGUAAAUGCUUCAUCUCCAACCAACUGAAGACAACUGACAUUGGAGACGAGAUGGGAAAUCCAGCACUUUGGUACCCAGUCCAUAACCAUCAAUGGCAUUAUAGAUAUGGCACAUUCUUAGUACUGUCUGUGGUGCAGUGUUAGCCCAAGCAUAUGUAAUCUGGUAAUGUCAGCGUUACAGAAGACACACAUAUCACAUAAACCUUACUUUUGCAUCACCUUCAAGUUUAAAACAGACAUUUGUAAUGAACAAAAAGCAAUUUGUAAUUAAUUAUAUUACCUAUAUAAUACUUGUUUUCCUAAGCGUUUUUAUAUGACUUAUUCAUUCAGCUGAUAAGGAGUUGUUUUUCUCAUUUGUCACUAUCAAAUCUAAUGAUUUUUAAUUUUGGUACAACUUUUUAAAGGGUUUGAAAGUUGUGAGAAUAUUCAAGGCAACUGAUGUUCUGAAUAAAUGAAGUGAAGUAACG
Molecule: messenger RNA, 2186 nt
Organism: Urocitellus parryii (Arctic ground squirrel)
Lineage: Eukaryota; Metazoa; Chordata; Mammalia; Rodentia; Sciuridae
Gene: Tcp11l2
Product: t-complex 11 like 2
Biological process (GO): signal transduction
Source: RefSeq, a predicted model, not a curated record